AAUUUAAAAAAAUAAAAAAUUAUAUUAAAAAUAUUUUAACACAAUAAAAAAUAAUAAUUUAACAUGAUAAAAAAAUCAACAAUCAUCAGUGUUUUUGUUAUUUUUCCAAAAGAAGAUGCCAAAAGAUACAAGAAGCAACACGAGAGCCCAACCCAUCAAACUUUGUGUAUGGCGCUAGGACUAAGCUACUAACGGUCAAUGUGCAAGAAAUUCCCAACUUGAAUCAAGAGCCACAAGCAAGAACCAAAGCUCCUCCGUGGCAACUUCCACUCCUUGCAAAUUUUCUCAUGGCUUCCUUCUUUUCACCUGUCACAUAACCUCCACAAGAUAGUUCACUUUAUAUAUUCACUUCUUUCUUCUUGUAGAGAGGCUUGCUUCUCUUUCUUCUUGGAAGAAAAUGGCAAAAUUUACACUUAUUAAUAAUAAAGCAGACAACUUUUGCUUUCUUUCUAACAACACAAACACACAUGCUUCUUUCUUUAACAACUCUUGUCUCAAGUUCAAGAAUUCGCAUUUAAUACCCUCCAAGAGAAUCUUGAAAUUCAGGGUUUUGUGUAGUGUCAAAGAGAAAGAGAAUGUUAAAGAAAGUGAGAGAGUUAAUGAAGUUGUAUCUGGAUUGCGAGUCGAGGGAUUGAAGCAGACUGGGCUUCAAUUGGGGAAUGAUAGUGGAUUACAAGAAGUGGGUUUUGAUUGGAAUUGGCCUCCAUGGAAGAAUAUUCCUCAAAGAUAUAAACUCAUUGGCACUACUUCACUUGCUUUUGUUAUUUGUAAUAUGGACAAGGUAAACUUGAGUGUUGCAAUUAUUCCAAUGUCUCACCAGUUUGGCUGGAAUGCAUCAAUGGCUGGGCUAGUGCAAUCGUCCUUCUUUUGGGGAUAUGCGUUGAGUCAAUUACCGGGCGGUUGGCUAUCCAAGAUAUUUGGUGGGAGGAAAGUUCUUAAGAUUGGAGUAUUAGUUUGGUCAUUGGCAACAGCAUUUGUUCCUUUACUUGCUGGAUUUAUGCCUGGACUCGUCUUAUCAAGGGUCUUGGUUGGCAUAGGAGAAGGUGUUUCCCCGUCAGCUGCAACUGACCUUAUUGCCAGGUUAAUACCUUUGGAAGAGCGCUCACGGGCUGUAGCAUUUGUGUUUGGUGGACUGAGUGUAGGAAGUGUUGCAGGGCUUCUUUUGGCUCCUCCUCUCAUUCAAAUUUUUGGUUGGGAAUCUGUUUUUUACAUUUUUGGCUUUCUUGGAAUAGCUUGGUUUUUGACAUUUCAGUUUCUUGAAGAGGAACAAUCUUCUUUCGCCAUUGGACCCACAGCAAGUCCCCAGUCUACUUAUUUGGAAAAAUCAUGGAAUACUUCUCUUCCAGAAUUGAGCAGCUCCUUGAAGGAUGUUCCAUGGAAAGCAUUUUUCGAGACUAGAGCAGUGUGGGCGAUGAUAUAUGCUCAUUUUUGCGGUAGCUGGGGUCACUAUACUUGUUUAUCUUGGCUUCCAUCUUAUUUUAGUGAGGAGCUUAACCUAAAUUUGACAGAGGCUGCAUGGGUUUCCAUCCUUCCUCCUUUGGCUUCAGUUUUUGUGACUAGCAUUGCUGCACAGUUUGCUGACAACUUAAUUGCCAAUGGAGUUGAAACCACUACAGUCCGGAAAAUUUGCCAAACAGUUGCCUUUUUGUCUCCUGCUGUUUGCAUGACUCUCUCCUCCGUAGAUCUAGGACUCCCACCUUGGGAGAUUGUGGGGAUUUUGAGUGGCGGCUUGGCCCUCUCAAGCUUUGCCUUAUCUGGACUGUACUGUACACAUCAAGAUAUAUCUCCUGAAUAUGCAAGUAUAUUGUUGGGUAUUACAAACACUGCUGGGGCAAUACCUGGAAUUGUAGGAGUUGCCUUGACUGGUUAUCUUCUUGAUACAACACAUUCAUGGAGUUUAUCGUUGUUUGCACCAUCAAUCUUCUUCUACUUGACUGGUACGGUCGUGUGGUUGGCAUUAGCAAGCAGUAAGCCUCAAAACUUUUCGAAAAGAAGUUGAUUUUGAUCUUGAGUUUAGUUUGUUUUUCUGAGUGAUCAAUUCUGAGAAAGCGGCAUUGACAAUGUUACUCUUAUAUUCUAAUCCGCCAUGUUCGGUGGAGAUCGACCAGAAUGAUCACUGACUAGGUUUGUUUUGUAUAUCAACAAACACACCAAGCAAACCCAAAGGAGAGAAAGAAAAGAAAUCAGUCAUGUGUAAUUUGAUAUAUAGCAAUAGCAUGUUGUAUAGUUGACCAAAGUGGUAACAAAUUGGCCAUCAAAAAUAUGUAAAUGAAAGCAUUGUAUAUUCCAGCGAAUUUUCGCCAAACAAACUUGAGUUUGCUUGAAGAGAGAAAUAACAGUAACAUGUUACCUCAA
Messenger RNA from Ricinus communis (castor bean), 2355 nucleotides. Its product is annotated as probable anion transporter 6, chloroplastic. Gene Ontology annotation, biological process: transmembrane transport. Gene Ontology annotation, molecular function: transmembrane transporter activity. The transcript is spliced from 15 exons. The record is from RefSeq and is a predicted model, not a curated record. Bases 398 to 1999 code for a protein of 533 amino acids. Lineage: Eukaryota; Viridiplantae; Streptophyta; Magnoliopsida; Malpighiales; Euphorbiaceae.